AGACCAAACCAUAUGAUUGGGUCUAUUGUGUCAACACUGAGGGACAGUUGGGUUACGUUCCCAAAGACUAUGUCGUCCCGGAACAGAAAAUUGGCUCAAAUCCGUUGCGAAGUCGUUCAGUUGAUCUUCAAGAAGAAGACACCGCAACCCAUACCUGAAGUGGAUGUCAAUGAAUCGGAAGAAGAGACACAAUGUGUUCAACAAUUGAUUGAUGAGAGAGUUGCCGAGCAUUUCGAGCCCAACGCCACCGACAAAGUGGUGGAAACCAAAAGCGAAACCAAUUGUAUACCAAAUAAAGUGAAUAUAAAGAGUGAAAGUACUUCUGCGGCCAAAUUUGUCGAAACUGAUUGUGCGGUCAAAAGCAUCCAAAUAUCGGAUUCACUGAUUCCAGAACUCAUCGAAAGAGUUAGAGUUACAUCCGAUUUGAACCAUAAUAUGUGUGUUUUAACCGUCAAGACUGUCAUCGAAUGUCUUUCAGAGCGGAUUCCCGAAUGGAGUACACAUUGUGUGAAAAUAAUGGAUGAGUUGUCCAAAAAUACUGAUAACCCGAACGCUUUGGUCCAGAGUUCGGAUUUAGUGAACUUAAAGUCUGUGUUUCGAAAGUUGUCGUUCUGUAAGAAUGACGAACAGCAGAGGAAUAACCCGAUCCAUAGGGACGAAGAGGUGAUCCGAGAUUACCUUGAUCAUUUGCUUCAGAUCAUAUCCAACGCCAAUCCGGCGCUCAUUAAGGACGAGAUCUGUGGCCAAAACUACGAGAGGAUAGAUAUGUUAGUCGCUUACUAUCAGAUGGAAACUCGAAGGUCUUUGCGAAUGAAGUUAUACUCGAUAUUCAUAUGUCUUAUAUCGCUGUUUGAAGACAUGGUUUCGGACUUUAUAUUGACGUCUGUAUUGCCGUCAGAACUGGUGGCAGAGAUGCAGCACUAUAUGGACGAUACGGAGCGGUGGUGUUCGGCCGCUCUGGUCUUCACCGCCAUCUUCAGUACCGGACAUAAGCCACCGAUUAAUAUAUACUCACAUAUAAACGAAAAGUUUAUUACCGAAGAACUGGAUUUGAAACUUCCGUAG
Messenger RNA from Medioppia subpectinata, 1065 nucleotides. NCBI's taxonomy places the organism in Eukaryota, Metazoa, Arthropoda, Arachnida, Sarcoptiformes, Oppiidae. The record is from the annotation of a GenBank genome assembly.